Sturnus vulgaris (Common starling) is the source of this 1419-nucleotide messenger RNA. Lineage: Eukaryota; Metazoa; Chordata; Aves; Passeriformes; Sturnidae. The record is from RefSeq and is a predicted model, not a curated record.
AUGAGGAGGGGCUCGGAGGGCAGCGGGGAGGGCGAGGGGCUCUCCAGCCUGCGGGCCUUCGCCCACAGCUCCUCGCUGCACGGCAUCAGCCACGUCUUCGCCUACGGGGCCGUGUCCCUGCGCCGCGUGCUCUGGGGCGGCUUUUUCCUGGGCUCGCUGGGGCUGCUGCUGCUCGUGUGCGCCGAGCGCGUCGCCUACUUCCUCACCUACCCGCACGUCACCAAGCUGGACGAGGUGGCUGCCCGCAACCUCACCUUCCCGGCCAUCACCAUCUGCAACCUCAACGAGUUCCGCUUCUCCAAAAUCACCCGCAACGACAUGUACCACGUGGGCGAGCUGCUGGCGCUGCUCAACGAGCGCUACGAGAUCAGCAACCCGCAGCUGGCUGAGCCCCACGUCCUGGACGCGCUGCGCGACAAGGCCAACUUCAAGAACUUCAAGGCGAAGCCCUUCAGCAUGGCCGAGUUCUACAACCGCACGGGCCACGACCUGGCUGACAUGCUGCUGCAGUGCUCCUUCCGUGGCACCGGCUGCACUGCCCGCAACUUCACCGUGAUUUUCACACGCCUGGGGAAGUGCUACACGUUCAACCCCGGGGGGCCAGGGCGCGAGGUGCUGACCACGCUGCAGGGCGGCUCCGGCAACGGCCUCGAGCUCAUGCUCAAUGUGCAGCAGGAGGAGUACCUGCCCGUCUGGGGGGACACAGAUGAGACCUCGUUUGAGGUGGGGGUGAAGGUGCAGAUCCACAGCCAGGACGAGCCGCCCUUCAUUGACCAGCUGGGCUUCGGCGUCGCCCCUGGCUUCCAGACCUUCGUGUCCUGCCAGCAGCAGCGGCCUGACGGCGUGCCGCCUGGACUGCGAGACGCGCUACCUGGCCGAGAACUGCAACUGCCGCAUGGUGCACAUGCCGGGCAAUGCCAACGUCUGCACCCCCGAGCAGUACAAGGAGUGCGCCGACCCCGCGCUGGGUACGUACCCCGGGCCCCCAGUGGCCGGACACCCCUGGCCUGUCCCUGGAACCCCUCAGCCUCCCCGUGUCCCCAUUUCUGUGACGUGGCUCUGGUGUCCCUGUGCCCUCGCUGGGGUGGGGGUCACUACUGUCACUGCUGUCCCCAGACGCGCAGGGCCGUGCCCCCUCCCUGUGCCACACCUGUCCCGGGUGGGACCCACCACCACCACCCAGCUCUGUCCCCGGGGCAUCCCGCCUCCCCCCGUGGCUGGGGUGCUGGGGGUCCCGGUCCCACCCACGCCCCCCCAGACUUCCUGGUGACGAAGGACAGCGAGUACUGCGCGUGCCGCACGCCCUGCGCCAUGGUGCGCUACGGCAAGGAGCUCUCCAUGGUCAAGAUCCCCAGCAAGGCCUCGGCCAAGUACCUGGCCAAGAAGUUCAACAAGACGGAGCAGUACAUUGCGUGAGUG